UCAAACGGGGCUGGCGGUUGGCGGCGGGUGCCGGGUGUCUCUGUGGGGCGCUGUCCGGCCGAGGGGGGCGGGGAUGGACGGCAGGCCGGAGGUGACCGUUAUCGAUGGCGGUUUGGCGACCGAGCUGGAGGCGGGCGGUGUGGAUCUGCAGGAUGAUCCAUUGUGGAGUGCCAGAAUAUUGCAAACGAAUCCACAGGCAAUCAAAACUGUGCAUGCAAGGUACCUUUCUAGUGGUGCCGAUGUAAUUACCACAGCCACAUACCAGGCAACUCUGGCAGGAUUUGUUAAGUAUCUUGAUUUAAAAUCCGAGGAGGCAGCUCAGCUUUUACAGUCAGGUGUAUACCUCGCUAAAGAGGCUGUUGCUGAGUUUCUCUCAGAAUCCAGAAAUUCCGAGAGGAGAAAACCUCUCAUUGCAGGUUCCAUUGGGCCUUAUGGAGUUUUUCUGCAUGAUGGUUCUGAAUACUCAGGAAAUUAUGUUGAUUCGAUGACUAAAGAGGAACUAAAGGCUUGGCAUCGGCCUCAGAUGCAGUCUUUGAUAACUGCAGGAGUGGAUCUCAUUGCUAUGGAAACAAUUCCCAGUCAGAAAGAAGGAGAAGCUCUGGUGGAACUUCUUAGGGAAUUUCCUAACACUAAAGCUUGGCUGUCAUUUUCUGCCAAGGAUGGGAAAUGUAUUUCCCAUGGAGAGAACUUUGAUGAUGCAGUGAAAUUUCCAAUUAAAUCUGAUCAGUUGGUGGCUGUUGGAAUAAACUGCUGCUGUCCUGACAUAAUUAGUCCACUCCUUAUGAGUGCCAAUAAAACUAGGGGUACCAAAAUAGGAUGGAUUGUAUAUCCCAACAGUGGCGAAACAUGGAAUCCUAACACACACUGGGAGAGAAAACCAGUCAACAACCAACUUGCAAAGUUUGCAUUGGAAUGGAAAGAACUUGGUGCUAAAUGGAUUGGUGGCUGUUGCAGAACUACUCCAGCUGAUAUCGCAGAGCUACGAGCUACCCUAGCACUGGAUUUGUCACCUGAUUGAGCUUUGAAUAUUGGCAAGAACAAUGUGAAUGCUGUGGACCUUUAUUGCUCCUAAUUCUUUUGGCCUACUGUUUAACUCCAAUUGUGUUGAUCUAAUCUUCAAAUGGAUGAGAGCAGACUUUGAUCUUUCAAAGUUUUAAUUUGGAAUGACUCAAAAAGCUGAUUUUUCUAGACUUUGUAAAUAGCAUUUGAUCAGCAGAUAGACUUCUCUACAGCAACGAUAUUACUUAAAAAAGCUAGCUUUACAGUAAUUUCCUUAGUAUAUUUAAGCAUCAGUAGUUCCAUGGAAC
This is a messenger RNA of Hemiscyllium ocellatum (epaulette shark), 1307 nucleotides long. RefSeq lists its product as uncharacterized. NCBI's taxonomy places the organism in Eukaryota, Metazoa, Chordata, Chondrichthyes, Orectolobiformes, Hemiscylliidae. The transcript has 8 exons. Gene Ontology annotation, biological process: S-methylmethionine cycle. Bases 74 to 1018 code for a protein of 314 amino acids. Gene Ontology annotation, molecular function: zinc ion binding; S-adenosylmethionine-homocysteine S-methyltransferase activity. The record is from RefSeq and is a predicted model, not a curated record.